AUGGCUGAUCUGCUUGCCGCGCUUGACCCACCCAUUUCGGAGAUUAGUUAUACUGGAGGUCAGGGUAAAGAGCGUCUGUUCGUCGCGGUCCGACCUCAUCGGCACGCGCCACGGCGCCGCGCCGCCGCUGCCCUCCAGCUCUCCCUCUUCGCGUCGCUUCUCCUUUCCGCAGUCCCUGUGAUGUGCGGCGUCAAUCGCGCUGAUCAUUCCCGGGUCGAGCGCGCGCCGAGUAGAGGGAAUGGCGGCGGGGGGGCGGCUGCUCUCGCGUCCUCUGCUGCGGCUCGACAAACAGGAGCCGUUGCUGGCGAGUCGAGGCGGGAAACUCUCUCAUUGGCUCCUCGGCUGGCGGCCACGUGGCGUACUCCCGUUGGCGUUCACCGUCUCAGGUAUCAGGGGAAGCGCGGCGGAAGUGCCGUCCUCACUGCAGCUGGUAACCAGGCACUCUCCCCACCCCCCCCUUCCGUUCCUCCUCCAGCUCCACUCUCCGCUCCUUCACCCAAGCAGUCCCUUUCACUUUCCUUAGCAGCAGCAACCCCAGCAGAAGCAGAAACAGAAGCAGAAGCUGAAGCAGUAGGAGGAGGAGGAAAGUUACGGGCAGCAAUUGCGAGGUUGAACGCGCGUUCUGGUCAAAGAGAAAGCAGUGGGAACUUCACAGCAGGUGCAGCAGGCGCAGCAGCAGCAGCAGCCGCAGCAGCUGAAGUCUCAUCCCCUAGUGUCCCAUUCAAUAAUAUCACCUUCAAUAAUAUCACCUUUAAUAAUGUCACGCUCAAUAACGCCCCUCUCAAUAAGCCGCUCUCCAAGGGGGGGAUGAAGCAUGGCUGUCACAGGUGGCCGUGCAGCGCGCGCCCGGGGCUGUGCGGAGUGAUGCAUCGCCCCAUCCGCGUCUACCUCAUCUGCCUGUGCGGAGUGAUGCAUCGCCCCAUCCACGUCUACCUCAUCUGGUUCGGCCCGUUCUCCGCCGCGCAGAAGAACAUUCUCAGAGGCUUCAUCCGUCCCCGGCUGGUGGGACAUCAACCGUCAGUACCACGACUGCAAGGGCCGCCCGGUUUCCUCCUCCGUGACGCUCAAAGGCGAGUCAUCAUACCCGUUCGGCCGCCGUUCCUCCCGCCGCCCGGCUUCCCGCCGCCCGACUUCCGGCGGCCUGACUUCCCGCCGCCCAUCUUCCAGCCGCCCAUUUUCCAGCCGCCCGGUUACCCGGCAUUCGGCUGA
Molecule: messenger RNA, 1209 nt
Organism: Closterium sp. Naga37s-1
Lineage: Eukaryota; Viridiplantae; Streptophyta; Zygnematophyceae; Desmidiales; Closteriaceae
Source: the annotation of a GenBank genome assembly